AAAAUUAGCAGCCCUAUUCAAAUUUCUAACCAAAUUGGACUUGGCAAAGUGGAUAAUUGGGUCCCUCAAAACCAAUCAUCCCCUAUAGGCUAUAGGCUAUAUAUAUAUAUCCACAAUCUCUCCUUUUUUUUCAGUAAGCAAAAACAACCAGUAAUAAUGGAGAACAAAGCAAACAUAGUGGCAUCUCUUAUGGCAGUGAAACAAAAAUCAGGCAAGACAUUUAGUCAGAUAGGAGAAGAAACUGGUCUAACAAAUGUGUAUGUUGCUCAACUUUUGAGACGACAAGCUCAGCUUAAACCUGAUACUGCUCCAAAGCUUAAGGCUGCACUUCCCCUCUUAUCUGAUCAACAACUUCAUCAAAUGAUGGAGGCACCCUUGAGGUCUUAUGAUCCUAACUUGAUUCAAGACCCCACUGUUUACAGAUUGAAUGAAGGUGUCAUGCACUUUGGUGAGAGUAUCAAGGAAAUUAUCAACGAAGAAUUUGGUGAUGGCAUCAUGUCAGCUAUAGACUUUUUCUGCUCAGUUGAUAAAGUCAAAGGUGUGGAUGGGAAGGAUCGGGUUGUCGUGACUUUUGAUGGAAAGUAUCUGCCACACACUGAGCAGAAAACUGAGCAUAUGGUGUCAAGGUUAAUGCGAACGGAAUAAGCAUAGUUACUAUAAGCUGUUUGUUGCAAACUGUUACUCUUUUUUACCAAUAAAGAAUGAUUAUGUACUUGUGGCUGAAUAAUGUUCACUCAUUGGUCGAGUUUUGAAAUGUCAAAUCCCAAGAUAUGGUAUUUAUAUGUA
Messenger RNA from Lycium ferocissimum, 786 nucleotides. Its product is annotated as cyanate hydratase. NCBI's taxonomy places the organism in Eukaryota, Viridiplantae, Streptophyta, Magnoliopsida, Solanales, Solanaceae. Gene Ontology annotation, molecular function: cyanate hydratase activity; DNA binding. The coding region runs from base 157 to 645 and encodes 162 amino acids. The record is from RefSeq and is a predicted model, not a curated record. The transcript is spliced from 4 exons.